UCAACUCGCAGAUGCGAGGAGAGCUGAAAGGAUCGGCCAAAGAUCUGAAGAAAGCCAGCUGAGAAUCGGCAUCCGUCUCUGAAGCAAAGCAAUAAUUCAGGACGCAGUGGUGCUCUGCGCUGGCCUGACACCCAUGCGAAAGAAGACCCAUCAGCUCUAAUCUUCAAAGGAUUUAUAACCUCACCCAAAAUGAAGGCAUUCAGCAUUGCAGUUGCAGUGACACUCGUGCUCGCCUUUGUUUGCAUUGUGCAGAGCUCCGCCGUCCCGUUCACUGGGGUCGGAGAGCUGGAGGAGGCAGGGGGCAACGACACUCCAGUUGAGGCACAUCAAGAGGUGUCAAUGGAAUCGUGGAUGAUGCCAAAACAUGUCAGGGAAAAGCGCCAGAGUCACCUCUCCUUGUGUCGCUACUGCUGCAACUGCUGCAAGAACAAAGGCUGCGGUUUCUGCUGCAAGUUCUGAGGGUCACGAGCGACGACCACCACCUUCUAAUUUAUUGUUUUAUUUUUUCAAAGACCCCUCCUUUCAUUGCAUUUUAUAAAAUACAUUGGGUUUUUUUUAAGCAAAAUGAUUCCUGGAGCAGCAUAGACAAAUUAAGUAUGUUUUCUAUUUAUUUUGCAUACUCCAACUUUUUAACUUUUUAAAGGAGACACAUUUCUCACACUUAAGGAUCGUUUCCUUACUGAAAAUGAUUGUUUUGUGUUGAAUAAAAUACAUCUGAAUCAGCUGCCAAAAGA
Poecilia reticulata (guppy) is the source of this 734-nucleotide messenger RNA. RefSeq names its product hepcidin antimicrobial peptide (gene hamp). The record is from RefSeq and is a predicted model, not a curated record. NCBI's taxonomy places the organism in Eukaryota, Metazoa, Chordata, Actinopteri, Cyprinodontiformes, Poeciliidae. Gene Ontology annotation, biological process: defense response to bacterium; intracellular iron ion homeostasis. Gene Ontology annotation, cellular component: extracellular region.